AUGAGAGCCAUUCUAAUGCGAUGCUCCCGCCGGAUCGCCAGCCGUCAGCUGUGCACCGACUCGAAGGCGGAUGUGGCCGUCGUUGGUGCGGGGCACAACGGGCUGGUGGCUGCCGGGCUGCUUGCCAAGCAGGGGCUCAAGGUUCGAGUCUUUGAGCAAUAUGACAUUGUGGGCGGUGCCUGCAGAACUGAAUACCCCUUUGCCAAAGCACCUGGACUUGGGGCGUCCACAGGAGCAUAUCUGCUGGGAGUCAUGCCUCCUGAACUGCUGCAGAUUCUGGAGCUUAAUGUCCCUGUCCUUGUACGGGACCCACACUAUUUUCUGCCUACAACAGGAAACAAGUAUCUCCUGUGCAGCUCCAACCUGAAUGAAGUAAAACAGCAGUUUGAGACAUUCUUCUCCCAAGAAGAUUGGAAAGCUAAUCAGCGACUGCAGGAUGAAGUCUCCGCCAUUCGCGACGACAUUGCUCCCUGCUGGCUACGGCCACCGAUGCCGUUGGAGGAGACCGCUGAGAGAUAUUGCAGGCUUCCGGACAGCCGAGGCACGUGGGCCAUCGUGGAGGGCGGCAUGGGAACUGUCACCCAGCGGCUCUCGCACUUCGCCCAGCGGCAAGGCGCGGUCGUAGAGACCGGGCGUCCAGUAGAACAUGUCGUCGUCAGGGACGGUUCUGCAGUGGGUGUGGUGACGACGGGAGGAGAGGAGGUGCGGGCGAGUGUGGUGGUCGUGAACGCGGACCCGUUCCGGCUGAGGGAGAUGUGCCGGGCGUCUGGGGGGUUUCCUGCGGAGUUCGACCGGAGGCUGGAUGCGAUGAUGAGGGACGGCACUUCGAUGAAGGUGAACCUGGCGCUGUCCGGCCUUCCGGGCUUCAAGUGCCUCCCGGAUGACCCCCGGGUCCACGGCACGACGAUCCACCUGCUCCCCGACGAGGGUGACGUAAUCAACUCAUUCCGAGAGGCCUACCGCGACGCAGCCGCCGGGACGCUCCCCAACUCCCCGUGCAUCGAGAUGUACAUCCACACCGCCAGGGACCCGUCGCUCCGCGACAAGGAGGGCCGACACAGCGCCGCCCUGUUCGUCCAGUGGGUGCCGUUCGAGCUGGCGGAGUCGAGCUGGGAGGACGAGGCGGAGGGCUACGUGCGGCACCUGCUCAGCAUUUGUGACCGAUUCGCGCCAGGCACCUCGGACUUGGUGAUCGACGACUUCACCCUCACGCCGCCCAUGAUCGAGAGGCACUUCGGCAUCACGAGAGGCCACAUCCAGCACAUCGACAACACCCUCGGCUUCGCCGAUCGGUUCCCCUACUCCACGCCAAUCCCUGGGCUGUAUUCCGCAUCGGCUGGAUGCCAUCCGGCGGGCUCCGUCAUUGGAUGCGCUGGGCACAACUGCGCCGUGCAAGUGAUCCAAGACUUGGGCCUGCAGCCCGCGUGGGUCGUACCGUGA
Molecule: messenger RNA, 1440 nt
Organism: Ostreobium quekettii
Lineage: Eukaryota; Viridiplantae; Chlorophyta; Ulvophyceae; Bryopsidales; Ostreobiaceae
Source: the annotation of a GenBank genome assembly